AUGAACUGCGCUCGUGUGCUUUUCAGUGACUUUGAUUAUCCAGUAUUACUCACUAUCAAUUUUGAUCCAAUGGCGGACUUGAUGAAUCCCGAGAAGGGCUCCGCCCGAACUCCCCAAAUGUCCCGGGGUAGCAAGCAGAAGAGAUACCGAUUCUUUGUCAAUCUGUGUGUUGCUUUUCUGAUUGUCAUAUGUGCAAUCCCCGUCAUGUUUGGCAUGGGUGUUGUUGGCGCAAUCUAUGCCAACAUCCAUUUAGGUUAUCUGGGAAACGACAAUGCCGAUGUUCCUUCAAGUGGUCAGGCGCACAACAUUGCUCGCCAUCUCGAGAGCACCGGUGGUUCAUACCCUAUCUCGACCAAGACGGCUCUAUCUACAAUCUAUGGUGUCAGCUACACCUCGAAUGCUGAUGUGGUCACCGAGGUUGCAACCGUUACUGGAACCCGCUAUGUCACUGUGCCCGGUGAAGCCCUGUCCGUUUCUGUCACCACACGGGAGAGCACUAUCGAGUACUGUGAGGUUCAGAUCGUUACCAUGACCGAGAGCUACACGGUCACUGUACCUAACGACAAGGUCUCCCAGGGCUCCUCGGGUAAUGCUGUUGGAGCCACCGUGACCGGCAACCCAGAGACUGUGACCGAGAAUGAGACUGAUUUCUCUCUCACCAGUGGUCCAUCCGAUGCAAUUGUCACCGGUAACCCAGAGACUGUAACCGAAAAUGAAACAGAUUUCUCUCUCACCAGUGGUCCAUCCGAUGCAAUUGUCACCGGCAACCCACAGACUGUGACUGAGAGCAAAACCGACUUUUCUCUCACUGUUGGUUCAUCCGAUGCCCUCACCAGCUCCAGUGCUGAGACCACCACGGAUACUUUCGAGCUAUCUUCCAUUCUCCCCAAACCGCACACAACUAUUACCAUUCAAAGUCUCUAUCCACCUCGGGAAGGCCUGGGCACUGUCACCCAGUACACUACCGUUGAGAAGACCAUCACAGCUCCCGACUCAUUCAUCACUGUCACUUUGACUAGCAAAUGCCCCGAAUAUUCACCCACCAUGUCCGCUUCUCCUACCAGUAGCACCACAACGACUGUUUACGAAACUGCUGGUGUGCCCUCAACUUCUACAACAACUAUCAUGGUUCCGCCUCCUGCUUACCCGCCUUACCCAACCGCCAACAAUACCUUACUUCCAGGUCCAUCUGGUAGCGUUACUGUUGUGCCUACUGUGCCUACUCCGACUCCUGUUGUCGUCUCAGGAGGCACCAAGAAGCCCGAGCCUCGUGGGUGGGGAGGUACCAGCGGAACCACCAAUCUUAGCUGCACCGUCAUGCUGGUGGCCAUUAUCAUGUUUGCGCUCUGAGCUUUGACGUGGUUAUUGGCGCAUAUGCUGCCCUUUUGAGAAAACGUGGUCAAGAAAAGGAAUGGCAAGAAAGCACUUGCAAGAUGUGCAAGGGCCAUGUCAGGAGAAUUGGAGUUUCCGCGGUCAGAAUUGGCAUUGGACUUGGUAUCCAAACUGGAAAUGGAAUUGAGAUGAUCUGUAAAUCCACUCUUGGCUUGUGCUAUGCUGCGUACCUAGGUAAUGAAUAAGGGGACGCCGGGAACUAGGUCUAGUUUAAAAAGUUCAAUAUCGCAGCACGGGUACUAUUAAUUUCGGCACCG
Messenger RNA from Fusarium verticillioides 7600, 1649 nucleotides. RefSeq lists its product as hypothetical. The coding region runs from base 1 to 1350 and encodes 449 amino acids. The record is from RefSeq and is a predicted model, not a curated record. The transcript is spliced from 5 exons. Lineage: Eukaryota; Fungi; Ascomycota; Sordariomycetes; Hypocreales; Nectriaceae.